Molecule: messenger RNA, 1748 nt
Organism: Brachypodium distachyon (stiff brome)
Lineage: Eukaryota; Viridiplantae; Streptophyta; Magnoliopsida; Poales; Poaceae
Product: 3-dehydroquinate synthase, chloroplastic
Exons: 8
Coding region: 92-1414 (440 amino acids)
Biological process (GO): aromatic amino acid biosynthetic process
Cellular component (GO): cytoplasm
Molecular function (GO): 3-dehydroquinate synthase activity
Source: RefSeq, a predicted model, not a curated record
UCCCCUCUCCGUCAGAGGAGUACUAGGCACAACCACCGCCGAACACCCUCCGCCGCCGCCGUCGUCUCCUUUUCGCAGCGACAGCAACCACAUGGCGGCCGCCGCCUCCUCGCUCCUCGCUGCUGCCUCCGCCUCCACCUCCCGCGCGGCUAUCUCCACUCGCCGCCCCCGCGCAGCUCCGGCCGCGGCCUCCACCCCCUCCUCGUCUCGCUCCUCCUGCCCUCCGCUCCGCGCUUCAUCCGCUAGGUCCCGUCGGGGCCGAUUCUUCAUCGCUGCGGCUGCUCCCACGAUGCAGCCGCCGGCGGUGUCCCGGGUCUCCGCGGUGGUCGACGUCGACCUCGGCGACCGGAGCUACCCGAUCUACAUCGGCCCCGGCCUCCUCGACGAGCCCGACCUGCUGCAGAGGCAUGUGAUCGGGAAGAGGGUUCUGGUGGUGACCAACACCACCGUCGCGCCACUCUACUUGGAGAAAGUGACCUGGGCACUCACGCACGACAAUCCGAAUGUGUCAGUGGAGAGCGUGAUCCUACCUGAUGGCGAGAAGUACAAGGACAUGGACACGCUGAUGAAGGUUUUUGACAAGGCGGUGGAGUCCCGGCUGGACCGCAGAUGCACAUUUGUUGCGUUAGGGGGUGGUGUCAUUGGGGACAUGUGUGGGUUUGCGGCUGCUGCAUUCCUCCGUGGUGUCAAUUUCAUACAGAUACCCACGACUCUGAUGUCCCAGGUGGAUUCGUCUGUUGGAGGAAAAACAGGGAUUAACCAUCCAUUGGGAAAGAACUUAAUCGGGGCAUUCUACCAGCCACAGUGCGUACUGAUAGACACAGAAACACUGAAUACACUGCCUGACAGGGAGCUGGCUUCAGGCAUUGGUGAGGUGGUGAAGUAUGGGCUCAUAAGAGAUGCACCUUUCUUUGAGUGGCAAGAGAAGAAUAUGGCAGCAUUGUUAGCAAGAGAACCAAGUGCCCUGACCUAUGCUAUAAAGAGAUCGUGUGAAAACAAAGCUGAAGUGGUUGCCCAGGAUGAGAAGGAAAGUGGUCUCCGAGCAACACUAAACCUGGGUCAUACAUUUGGUCAUGCUAUAGAAACAGGGCUUGGCUAUGGAGAGUGGCUCCACGGGGAGGCUGUUGCAGCUGGAACAGUUAUGGCAGCCGACAUGUCUUACCGGCUGGGCUGGAUAGAUGAGCCCCUCAAAAGACGGAUAUUUGACAUACUAGAGCAAGCCAAGCUUCCUGUUGCACCACCAAAGGGCAUGACAGUGGAGAAGUUCAAAAAGAUUAUGGCUGUCGACAAGAAGGUUGCUGAUGGUUUGCUGAGGCUCAUCCUUCUGAAAGGACCUCUGGGAGGCUGUGUUUUUACUGGCGAUUAUGACAGAAAAGCCCUUGAUGAAACCCUCCGUGCAUUCUGCGAUAACUGAUCCUUCUCAGUUGGAUCUUCAGCACUUUUGUAUACUAAAUAGGCUGUAAUAUCAUAUCUUAUCAGAAACAGUGUGCAUUGUAUGAUAUCCUUGUUGUUAUUCUUUUUGUCGAAAAUAACGGAAUCUGGUUAGGGGCUUGUAGGGCAUCUCCGUAGCUGAUCAAUUUUGAUCAGUUGUUUUGAAUAACGGAGUUUGUUUCUAGUAUAUCGCCGUUAGCGAUUCCUGACGGCUUUACUUCUAUUGUAAUAAAGCUUAUAAGAUAUUAUAAAGAUAGUGUUGUUGCAUGACAAAGUGUACAAUAUGUGUGUCCUAGCUGUUCAAUAACAAGUGUAUA